UUUGCAUAUGCAACCAAAGUCAGACGCGUGAUUUUGAAGGUGUUUUUAUUUAAUGAAUUGUGAUGAAUUGGUGAAUAUUAAACUCGUAAAGCAAGUUAUAACAAAUCAACGCGUCCCAACAAACUGCAUCGAUAAGCACGUGGCCUGGCAAUAUUAAUGCCAAUGAAAGGAUUAUAUAUUCAGCUAUGAGCACAGCAUUAAAAGCAGCAUCGAAACUACCCGUAAGUGAAGCAAAAACAUUGGAAAAAUUUGACGUAAUAUCACCUUUAGUUGAGACUUCGUCUAGUACAGCAACAGUUGUGUCGACUACGGCGCAGGUUUCAUCAAAAUCUUCAUCGCCAUUCAAUGCCGUGAUCUUUGAAGAAUCUUCAAAGCUCUCACCACUUUCUGAAGAAAUCUUCUCACCGUCAGAAAUUGCUACUGCUACUAAUUGUGCAGGUAGUACUAUUGUUGGCGAUUCGAUUACGAAACAAUUAAUAAAGUCGCCCAUUUCAUCUGGAGCUAGAUCACCUAUAGGGCGACAUUUGCUUCCGUUUCUGAAUGAAACAUAUCACAACAACAAUAAGCAACAGAUCCAAAAAAGGAACACUAAUCUGAAGAAUCGUUGUGAGAAUAUGCUAUCAAUGUCAGGCAAUAAUAAUCAACAACUACCUGCGGCAAAUACUGCUGGGCGGACCGGGUCCUCACCAACCAACAGUAUUAAAAAUAUCAAAUGUGAGCCGUAUUCAACACUAUCUCCGCUAAAUGACAGCGCAGCCAACCAGAGCAUGUUAGAUGAAGCGCCAAACAACAAUGGUGGUGGUGUCUCUAAUAAUGUAGCAAUGGAUUCUACUGUUAAGCGUGAACGUGAUUGCCCUACAAACUCCACAUCCGCGUCCACAUCUAUGAUGCGACAAAAUUCCAAUGGUAGCGUUAAGUCGUGUACUAAUACCGGUAAUGCUUCCUCGCCCAAUAAUGGCAGUGAUCAUUCGGAUAGCAGCAAUAUUUCAUCAAGUAUAACAAAAGCAAUAGAUAGUACAUCCGAUAUCCUACAGGACCAAAAUAAUCCGGAUAAAGUUGGAAAUAAAAAGAAAACAAGCCUGAAUAGUUUAACUGUAAAAGAAGAAGAAAAUGGUGUGAAGUCGUUAGAUAAAAGUACUAAUCUCCUUACGGCACCUUCAAGUAAGAAUUUGCUUUGCACAACACCGACGAUCAAUUCUUUGUCUAUUGUGAAAGACGAAACUGAUGUUAUGAAUAAUCUAAUUAAAGUUAAAAAAGAAGAGGGCAACGUUUCACCAGAAAUGUCACCGGCCGGUUUCGGUUCAAUUGCAAACUUAUCGGGCAGUAGCUCAGUGGAGGUGCGUUCCUGCACACCAGUGAAACUGGAUGAUGUAUCAAACACGAAGGCUAUUAAUAAUAGUAAUAAUAAUGGUACGAAUUCGAAUAGUAACAACGAUAAACUAGCAUCUGUAUUAAGUUCUAUAAAUAACAAUGGUCCCAGCGGAUGUGCGGAAGAUGUCCCUGUCCCGGUUUCUUCUCUUGCUAAUGUAUCUGGUGAUGCUUGUAUUGGCGGUACACAUCAUCCAUCAGCGAAUAUGAUAAAUAACAGCAGUAAUUCUGGUGGCUCAAUUGCCAACUGCAUGGAAUAUAUGCAGCAGCAAAAUCAUAUUUUUGUUUUUUCCACACAGUUAGCAAAUAAGGGUGCCGAGUCGGUUUUAAGCGGACAGUUUCCAACAAUAAUAGCAUACCACUGUACACAGCCGGCAACAAAAAACUUUCUUGAAGACUUCUUUAUGAAAAAUCCAAUGAAAAUAUCUAAGCUACAGCGUCAAAAUACGCUUAACUUAUGUAACAUAUCAGUAGGUGCUGGCGGUCAGCAAUGGAUUGGUGGCUGCAAUUCAGUACCAAAAAUGUCACAGAAGCCCAAUGGUAACAAAAUUAACUUCACCGGCCUAAGUGGAAGUUUGGAUAGUAAAGCAUCUUUGCGGCAACCUAAUAUCACCAGCUUUCCCGAUGUACCCGAAGCACUGGGUGGUAGUGAAAACGACUUAAUGUGUUGGGAGCAAUCUCGAAAUAGUCUGGAAGGCGCUGCAAAUGAAGGUCAAACUGGCAUGAAAAUACCUAACGGUGUAGACGGCAUCAUUGGAGGAUCUCAUGUUACUGGGGGAUCUCAUGCUGUUGGCAAUAAGCCCCUUGGUGCACCCGAUACAAACGUUGCAAACGAUAAUGGGACGCCAUCAUUGCAAGGCAUCAAAGUGCCUGAUGAGAAUCUAACGCCACAACAACGACAGCAUCGAGAAGAGCAGUUGGCAAAAUUAAAGCAAAUAGAUCAAUUUUUAUCUAAUCCACUACAGGGUACAAAUCAGUUAAGCAAAUUGGGUGCAGACAGUGUGCCGGGAAAUCUUGCUGGCCUAAUGCUAAAUUUACCUAAUUCAAGCCCAGCUGGCAUGGUGUCGCAGAUGAUUAACCCGCUGAAUCCCAAUAUGCGUAACAUGCCGCCACAUGUAAUGAAUUCCAGCAAUCAAAACAUAUGCAACCCCGAAAAUAUGUCUACAGCAUUAGCCGAUGGAAAUAUGGUGUCUACGGAUAUAAUGGGUACCCAUGAAAUGAACAACGUAAAUAAAUCAAUGCAAAGUAACACUCAGCCGAACAUCCAAUGUGGAUCCAAUGGCGUUAUUGGCGCGGUUUCUUCGAAUGUAAGUGCUGGAAAUAUGCCUAGAAAUUCACUAUCAUGUCAUUCCGGUGGAAGCAAUAGUGGUGGCGGAGCGGGAGGAAGUGGAAAUAUCAGCACUCCUGGCCUUAUGCCGAAUUCCCCUGAAAUGAUGAGCAACUUUAUUGCAGAUGGCAAUUUAAAUAGCAGUGUAGCUAAAUUAAUAGGUCCCGGCGGUAUGCAUCCUCAAGAAAUUGGUCAAGUAGGAAUGGCACAAAUGGAAUGGUCUAAGUUACAGCACCAGUUUUUCGAAGAACGUAUUAAAAAUAAGGGUCAAGGGGCAAACGAUAUCGGCUGUAUGCCAGCAACACUCUGCCGCUCAAACUCUACCAGUAUGGGAAAUGCAAGCCUGAGAGCUAAUAUGCUAGGGACAUGUGUAUCCACAACUACAACAAAUAGUAGUCAAACCAUACGUUCAGCACAAGGUCCGCCCCCACCAUAUCACCCCACACAACGCUCGGCGUCUGUGCCCAUUGCAACCCAAUCUCCAAAUCCAGCUAGCCCUAAUAACCCGACCUCAAACUUAUCUUUGCCGUCACCCCGAACAUCAGGUGCACUUGGUAUACCAGCGAACUCGCCAAAUAUGGAUGUACAUGUGUCUACGAUGUCAACAACACUGGGGGUAACAACAACGACGUCAACCGUCACUACUGCCAUAUCAAAUACAAACGCUCAAGGUAAAAACAAUUUCCAACCUGAAGGUUCACCAACCACCAGUACCGCCAAUACCAAUAACAACACCACAAAUAAUAAUCGGAGUCGCAACAAUCAAAUCAAUCAAUUCAACAGCAAUCCAAGCACUCCAUCACACUUGUCACCCAAAGAUCUAGAGUCGUUUCAUCCAAGCGCGCCAGCAGGCGAUCUAAAGAAUGCUCGACCCAGCCCGCAGAGAUCACGAACUCCACUUAUGGGGUCAAACAAUGGCAGUAUUGCAGACGCUGGAAAUAUGGAAGGCCGUUUCCCACCUGCCAGUCCUGGCCUUAACUUUCCUCAGCAUAUCCAGAAUGCGUCUAACAGUGGUGUCAACAACUAUAAAGGCCCAGGUCCCAUCGAGCGCCAGAAUUCGGCACCUGUAGCUUCACAGUUCUGUCGGCGCACUGAUAACCUCCCAUUGAAUCCGAACAGUAACCGCUCAGGCCAAAAUAAACUAAACCAUUCAUUUGAUCCCAUCUCGUCAUUAGCGCAAAUGUCACAGCAGCUUACAAGCUGUGUGUCUCUCAACACAGGUGGUGGUGGAAAUAGCGCCGGUGUUGGAAACAUGGGUGUUAUUGGCGUAAAUGAUGUAAAUGUUCCCAAUAACAUAAAUCAGAAUAUGGAUACUAUGAUGGGCUCAAUCGAUUCGGGAUUAGAUCACUGCAAUGCUGGUUCAUCCGGUAAUAUGGGUAUGCCUCCUCAUAUGAGCGGUCCUGGACCCUUCAUGUCUAAUAACUGCCAUAUUAACACUAUGCUUGGACCCAUGGGGCAACGUUUACUUAAUCCGAAGAUGUGUGGUGGCUUUAAUCCCACCAAUGGAGGGAUGGGACGUGAUGGGCCAGGUGGACUGCAUGGCGUAAUUCCAACACAUCGCAUGAUGGGACGCGUGGCUAUGAACUUCGGAAGCUUCAAUGUUUCACCAAAUAUACAAGUGAAAGCCAGCACACCGAAUACCAUACAGUAUAUGCCUGUUCGUCCACAAACCAAUAAUAAUAGCAAUAUGCGCGUACCGCCGAGUUUAGAAUUUCUACGUUACGCGAAUCCUCAAAUAUCAGGCACGGGGAAUAUCAUGGACAACACUCAUAUAGGACAAGGGAUUACAGGACCUCCUUCUGAUCCGAACAAAAUUAGUAAUUGCAGCAGUGGUCCUGGAGUGGCGGGCAACGCAGGUAUGAACUUUUUUGGAAAUUGUAAUCAGAUGGGUUCAAUGGUCGGUGAUCAAGAAGACAUGGUUGCCGGGAAUCUCAUAGCAGGUCAUGAAAUGGGCAUGGGACCUCAUAUGAUACGUGGCAUGCGUCCUAUCAGACAACAACAUAUGGGACAUUCAACAAAUCAAAUGAUUCCUGGUCCCCGUAUGCAAGCACCGGGCGUUCCAGUGAUGCCAGGACACUUUGCUAACGGGCAACAAGAUCCAAUGGAAUGUGGGGACGCUUCUAUGUUCAUCGCAAAUAAUCCCAAUGCUAAUGGACCGGUACAGGGUCCUACGCAGAGUGUACCCGGGCAAAGCCAGAUGUACGCUGGUGGUAAUAGUCAGCAAAAACCCGUAAAAUCAUUAGGUGCGAGCAACAUUUGCCAAAAUAUGAAUGCGCCAAGCCUGGGUAACAAUGGUCAAUUGUCGGCAAACGGAAAUUUACUUCCGAAUGAGCACAAUACAUCAAUGCCUUCAGCAGUAAACGGGCCUCUAAUGAUGGGUAACAAUAGCACCAUGCUCUCAAACGCUAUGCAAGUGGGUAAUAAUGCAUCGCCAGUCGGUUGUAGUGGCAAUGGGGGAAAUGGUCCCGGUGAUGUUGGAAAUGUUGGUUAUAAACCAUUUGUUGGCCCCGCCUCGAAUGAUAUUAAGUACGCGCAGCAGUAUCACAGUUUUCAACAGCAAUUAUACGCAACGUCGACGAGAAGCCAACAAAACACUGGCAAUUCUAAUAUUGGAGCCAAUGUGUCCACGAAUCCCACGUUUUUUGUAAAUAAGUAAACAUUCUAAUAAAGUUAAGGUGACCGUUUCUAUACUUUUUCAAGUUUUAGUUCAUUAAAUACUAUGUUCAUACAUUUCUAUGUAUAUUUGUAAAUUAUUUUUUUUUUAUCGCCUGCCUUGUAGUGUAUUGUAACGUUCGAUUAGUUUGGAAACUUAUUCAAAAAUGUUAACAGGUAAAGGAAGUUAUGAUAAAGAAAAAAAUAAUGAAAACUUCAAUUUGAAACCAAUAACAAAUUCAUUAUCAAUGUAAACAACUUACUACGAUGUUAUGUAUUAUAUUCUUAAGUCUCUACUGGAAUUCACCACACUUUGAUUUUAUAUACUUGCGAGACGUUUUUAUAAAGUUACAAAUUCUUUUAGUUGCAUUAACUGCAGGUGUGGAUGAUAAGAAAAAGAAAAUAAUAUAUAUAUUUGUAACUGUAUGCAAUAAAAUAUAUAUAGAAAUUUAAAAGUAUUAAAUAUAGUUUAAAACACAAUAUGGCUUGUGUUAGAUCUUUUGAUGUUAAGACUAUUGUGAAAUAAAGUGAAAUGAAUCAUGCGCUCCCUUAUUCCAAAA
Messenger RNA from Rhagoletis zephyria (snowberry fruit fly), 5907 nucleotides. RefSeq names its product BCL9 domain-containing protein legless (gene lgs). NCBI's taxonomy places the organism in Eukaryota, Metazoa, Arthropoda, Insecta, Diptera, Tephritidae. The record is from RefSeq and is a predicted model, not a curated record.